AUGAUAAAAAACAACCCAACUAUCACAUCCACUGAUGCCUUCAAACUCUUUGAAACUAGAUUUGGGCAAAACUCAGGUUACACCAGGGCUUCGAUAAUGGGAAAAUUUAAUUCAACCAAGAAAUUCUCCCAAUUGAAUGUCAAGAAAUCUACUAUAAUCACAACUACUCCUGAUCCAUCACCUAUAAUCCAACCUGUUGAAGAUGUUCAAUUACAAAAUGUAACUCCUGACAAACAUGGCUCAGCUGAGGGAAAUAAUUCCACCACUACUACGACCACUACCACUACCACCACCAAUAGAAAUCCACAGAGUCCUAGUAUGUCUGUCCAAACUUCACCAUCAUUGGUUGGAAUACCCUCUUUCUUGGAUUCAGUCGAAGAAGACAACAUGAACUUCCAUUCUCCACUAGAUGAUCUUAUAGAGGCUAACAGAGCAGAACUAACCUCAGCCUAA
This is a messenger RNA of Heterostelium album PN500, 453 nucleotides long. RefSeq lists its product as uncharacterized. Lineage: Eukaryota; Evosea; Eumycetozoa; Acytosteliales; Acytosteliaceae. The record is from RefSeq and is a predicted model, not a curated record. The transcript has a single exon. The coding region runs from base 1 to 453 and encodes 150 amino acids.